Molecule: messenger RNA, 156 nt
Organism: Ixodes scapularis (black-legged tick)
Lineage: Eukaryota; Metazoa; Arthropoda; Arachnida; Ixodida; Ixodidae
Product: probable ATP-dependent RNA helicase DDX5
Cellular component (GO): ribonucleoprotein complex; cytoplasm; nucleus
Molecular function (GO): RNA helicase activity; RNA binding; ATP binding
Source: RefSeq, a predicted model, not a curated record
GCCCUGGUGCUGGCCCCCACUCGGGAGCUUGCCCAGCAGAUCCAGCAGGUGGCGGCCAGACUUUGGCAAGGCCUCCCGGAUCCGCAACACGUGCGUCUUUGGCGGAGCACCCAAGGGAUCGCAGUUGAGGGACCUGGAGAGAGCAAGGCGGUUUGA